Bolinopsis microptera is the source of this 3413-nucleotide messenger RNA. Its product is annotated as E3 ubiquitin-protein ligase rnf146-like. Lineage: Eukaryota; Metazoa; Ctenophora; Tentaculata; Lobata; Bolinopsidae. Gene Ontology annotation, biological process: Wnt signaling pathway; ubiquitin-dependent protein catabolic process. Gene Ontology annotation, cellular component: nucleus; cytoplasm. Gene Ontology annotation, molecular function: zinc ion binding; ubiquitin protein ligase activity; poly-ADP-D-ribose binding. The record is from RefSeq and is a predicted model, not a curated record. The transcript has 8 exons. The coding region runs from base 38 to 886 and encodes 282 amino acids.
CAAAUAAUUUGAGCAUGUUCAGUUUACACAUGUUACGAUGGGUAGAGUUGUAACUAGAAGUCAAGAAAAGGCUGGCUCUAAUAGUCAGGAAAUAGCCAGCAGAGGAGUAAAGACUAACUCUGAGCAAACUUUGUCUAGCACCCAGAACGGUAGAAUUUCUAAGAAGAAGAAGAAACGCUCCAUGUCGAAAAGAGAUAGCACGGGGUCCAAUCUAGACGUGUCAGUUCUGUCGCUGGACGACACCGAAACAUUUUCUCAAGAAGCUAGUACCAGCAAACAGGCCUCUUCAUCCUUCGAGUUUUCACCAACUGAGCCGACAACUUGUGCUGAUAUCAAUUCUCAACCUCUGUCCCCUAAAUCUGAUAAGCCGGAGUGUUCGAUAUGUUUGCAAACAGCACUACAACCUGUCAAGCUACCCUGUAAUCAUAUCUUCUGCUUCCUCUGCAUCAAGGGAGCGGUGCACAACGGUACAAACUCAUGUGCAUUAUGCAGAGCACCUCUACCGAGGAACUAUAUAUUACACCCGGAGGUAAUCAAUGAAUCUUCAAGUUCUGAAGAUAAUUCUCUUGAGGAGGUUGCCGAUGAUAAGUGGUAUUACGAAGGUAGAAAUGGAGGGUGGUGGGAGUUUGAUGUCAGAACUGCUCAGCAAAUAGAAGACAAAUAUAACGAGCCAGCAAGUGACGAACCCAAAAUAUUAGAACUUAUGAUCGCAGGAUUCAUCUUCAUCAUCGACCUUGAUGCUAUGUGCCAGAGAAGAAAAGAUAACCCGCACAUCCAGCGCCGACUCAAGAGAGAUAAGCAGAUAGCAGAUAAAAAGGGCGUGGCAGGAAUUGUGAAACCAAGACGGCAUAACAACAGCAGAUCACGUGGCGGCACCCCUGUCUGAAAGUAAAAUUUAUAAACAACUUUUAUCAACCUCGCUGUUUAGUGUAGUUUCAGAACUGCUGAUCCAGACAUUUCGUUAUUAAUUUAUUUCUGUAUAUUACAACUAAUUUGACUGGAAGCCUUUUUAUCACGAUUUUACCCAAAAUUAAAUAUCUUUUAAACCUAAUAAGUUAUUAGUAAUAACUCUAUCAUUUUGUAUGCUUUCAUUCAUUUUAGUUUUUACGUCAUUGUAGUUAAUAAUUAUUCAUGGUGAAAUUUGGUUUGUAAAAUUGUUUAUUUUUGUAUUAGUUUACCCUGACUCGUCCACGCAAAGCAGAAUGUAAAUAUAGAUUAUUUUAAAUUCGGUGAUUGACGUCGACUAGUUUUAUAUUGCAACAGCAUCGAGAGAUUCGGAACUCCUUAUCGUAUUGGUGUGUAUAGUAUGGUGUUUUUAGUUUUUAAUUAAUCGGAUUGUAGAAGUUAAAAUAACGCUAUUUACUGGUAGUGGUAUUUUUGUUAGAUUUAUUUAUUUAGGAUUUAUCUAAUUUUGGAAGCUAGAAUUACGCUAUCAAGUUCCUUAUCGGUUUUGAGAUGCACAGUUUUUGUCAUUAUUAGAUUUCCCAAAAAAUUUACAAAUUAUCACAAACAUUACGUAUGGUGUGUUACUUCAACUUUUUUGAAAAUUACAUCGGAAAUCUUUCUUUUAAUUUUGGACUGUACCGCUCAUUAACAGCAUCCAUGCUAAUCGUAUAACUAGAAUGUAAUGAAAUUUUAACACUUUUGUAUUCACUCUCCACUAACAUUUUAGAUGAUGGCCGCUGCCGAAGAUCACUCAAAUGAACUUUCUGAAAAAAAUCCUGUCAAAGCUCCAGUUCUCUCAGAAGAUAAAACUACAGAAUCUAAAACUGGUGAUGACAACUGCCCAUCCUUUAACCCUGUAACCUCGCCUUCAGAGCAUGUUGUUGAUGAACCUACUGUUCCUCCUACAGACACAAUCUCUAAAGAAGACUCCAGUACCCUUCCUCAGAAAGAUAAAUCUCACAACAAUGACACUGAAAUUUCUGCCACUAAUUUAACUACGGAUAUUACAGAAAAAUGUAAAGAUUCCCUGUUCGAUGAAAGUGAACUAUCAGAAACAAACGUUGUGCUGAACAGCCCAGCUUCAGAUUCAAAAUUAAGUGUUAAUUUUAAUAGUGAUAGGGAUGAACUGUUAGGCUUCUUAGAGCCAGAUGAGAUGACAAUCAGUAAUACUGAUAGAGAGUCAAUCUCUCAUAAGAAUAGUUUCUCUGAUGAAACUGAAAUAGUAGCGGGACGUGAAGAUAAGGGUCCCGAUUAUCCCAUGGCAUUUACAGAAGAGAAUGAAAAUGAAGAUAUUUUAGAUGAACCCAGAUUUUCACCGAGACUUCUCAGGCCUGUUAUUAACUGCGUUCCUCAAUCCUUACCAGAACAUGUCGCGAAGCAUUUUAAAACUGAUGGAACUCAUGAUACCCGGAAACGAAAGCUUAGUAAAAAAACUUAUUCUAGUAAACAAAGAAAAAUCAGUGAUUCUAGUAAACCAGAUAUAACGAGCGCUGAAACCCCAUAUCUGAUCACUGACGAUACACCAGUCGGAACGGAAUCCUCUAUGGUAGAUAAAUCAACAGAACUAGACAAAUCUGAUAAAUUUUACGAUAUUAAACGGAUAUUGAUUCAAGCAACGCGUGAAUCAUCUGGGGUUAAUCUCAAACGUUAUAGACUAUUUUCUAACAUAUUCCUUAAAAACUGGCGGUAUUCAAAACAGUUUUCAAGUAAUACAAACGCUCGUGGGAAGCAAGUUAUUGAUAACAAUCUGAAAAAGAUAGUGAAAGAUUUGUAUGAACAUCAUCUAAUCAAGGUGAAAGGACCGGUACAUAACGUGGAUGUUAUCAAAAUGCUGACAGAAGAAGUGAUGCAGGAUAACUCUAGAAUGUUCAGCCAAACACCACCCUCGCUAACAGUUCUAAUAACCUCUGAACUGUUUGACAGGCACUUCACAGGUGGUGUGAGAGAACCUCUCCCAGUAAACGGACAGAGUGUCUCAAAGCGUGGUGGAGUCAGACCAUUGAACCUGGGGUCUUCAACCAACCAGUGGCUCAAACUAAAGGAUGAACUGGGGAUGGAAACGAACUCAGAGGUUGCGUCUAUCCUGAUCCACUGUUACAAAGCGUGGAUCAGUGUGGCGUGCAGCAAGUGCAGGAGACAUAUGGAGGUUGGGAUGGAACAGAAAAGUGGGAGGAGUAUAGCCAACUCAGAGACAUCUGUGUGUAUCGUGUCAUGUGACUGUGGCAAGAGCACCAGUGGUGGGUUUAUGAUAGAGUGUGACGUAUGUCACAAGUGGCAGCACGGGUUCUGUGUCAAUGUGGAUAAAGAUAAUAUUCCUGAUAGUUACUCCUGUAGUUGGUGCCGUAAAAUAAGGGGGAAAGUGGAGUUGUCUGAAAAGAACAACGGUGAUGAUUCGGACGACAGUGUUGUCAGUAUUGAUAACACGAAUUUGUGUUCUACAGAUGACAGUGAGCCAGAGGUCAUAGAGC